AUGAAUGCAGAAAUAUCUGUGUUUCAGAGAAAAAUCCAGAAGAGGAAAAACAAGAAGCAUACAGGCUUCUGUUUAGCAUCUGAAGGAGAGGAAGGUGAAGGUCCAGCUGCUGGACUUCUGGAUGGAGAACAGAUGCAGGUCAGGCUGGAGAGGGUCUGGAAUGCCCUGUGUCUGCCAGAAGGACAGCGACUAGACAUGGCCAUCAAAUACAGCUCUCAUGAGUACAGGAACCGUCUGCAGGAGGCAAUUGCUGCAUGGGAGCAGGCUGCUGGGUUGAUCCAGAAGAGGGAGCUCCUGCUUUCCAGGUUGGAAGACUUUGAGCGGGAGGCAUCUGACCCCAACAGAUUUUUCCAGCGAGGUUAUAAUGGUUCAUCCAUCGCUAGAAUGGAAGAGGCAAGUCAAAGGGAGAAGCUCAACUCUCAGAUUUCAGUUGUAGACCAAGAACUGUCCAAGACUAUGGGCCACAUCACAACCUGUUUCAAUGACAACAUCAGCUAUAAGGGGCGGCCGUACAGAGAGAAGAUGCGCUGGGACCGUACUGAGAUGCUGUACUGGCUGCAGCAGGAGAGGAGGGUCCAGUCUCUGGAGAUGUUUGUAGAUGGACGGAUGGCUCUGCCUGUAAGGCUUCCUCCUUUGAACCAAAGCAAGGAGCUUCACUUAGGCAACCAUCAAACCCUCCAGGAACAGCCUCAAAUUAAUGCAACACUGUGA
Messenger RNA from Carassius auratus (goldfish), 711 nucleotides. RefSeq names its product coiled-coil domain-containing protein 87-like. NCBI's taxonomy places the organism in Eukaryota, Metazoa, Chordata, Actinopteri, Cypriniformes, Cyprinidae. The record is from RefSeq and is a predicted model, not a curated record. The transcript is spliced from 6 exons. The coding region runs from base 1 to 711 and encodes 236 amino acids.